AUGGAGUUCAUGACCAACCUGCAAAGCGGGCUCGACGAGCAGAAACCAUCGCUCUUCGAAUUGCUAUCCGAACAACAAUUAGCCUCUCUAAUCCCACCCUCUCUACGCUAUCUCCUCGCCAUCGCAACACACCGCUAUCCACGCUACCUCCUCCGCAUCCUCAACUCCUUCGACGAACUCUACGCAUUUCUUUCCCUACUGAUUGAACGCCACUACCUACGCACCUACGGCGGCGGCUUCACCGAAAACUUCUACGGCCUCAAACGAGAAAGAGUACUACUCACAAAAGGCCAUGAGAUCCCCCGAGCUGCUCUCGGAGCGCCUGAACAAGUCCGCGAAACCUUGAAAUUGCGUAAUGCAGAUGUGUGGAAGAAUCUGGCUGUUAUGGUGAUGCUGCCAUAUACAAAGAGGAAAUUGGAUGAGCAUUAUGAUAUCCACGCUGCCUCUGCGAAUAUUCUCGGUCCUGCGUUCCGAGGAGAUGCCCUACCGGAGAAUGCGACGUACAAACAACGGAUCUUCCACUACUACAAGUGGUUCUUGAGGAAAGUGUAUCCCAGCGUAAAUGCUGCUUAUUACUUUGCUUUGCUGGCGUUCAACCUGGCUUACCUGUUCGACACGUCAAAAUACCAUAAUCCCUUCUUCUGGCUUAUUGGAACGAGGAUACGGCGCAUGAAUCAAGCGGAUUAUAAAGCCAUUGCUGCAGCUGCUGCUCCUGCGCCCACUGUACCCGGCGCGAAAUCAUCGACCUCGCAAUCAAUAUUCAGCCCUCGGACAUUGACGCAUACGGUCUACCCACGUCUGCUAUCGAGUCUGAAAAUCCUACUUCCAACCUCGAUCUUCGCACUCAAAUUCUUGGAAUGGUGGCAUGCGUCAGAUUUCGCAAGACAAUUGUCACGUAAAGCAGCUGAAGGGCUUGAGUUACCUGCUCCCACCAUCUCAGGAAUCCCCAAAACAGCUACAGCUGCAACAACGCCUUCCAAAUCUGGUGUGACCUUCGCAACCACUGACGACGACAAAGAUUCCAGCAAAGAAAAGGAGGAAGAGAAAGACGAGAAAGAGAAGGUCAAACCUCCAAUCUCUGCAACAACAAACCUACCAAUCUUCACCGUCCCUCCUGCUGGAAAGUCUGCUUGUCCUAUCUGUCUCUCACCUAUACAGACGCCCACGGCAGCACAGACGGGCUAUGUGUUCUGCUAUACAUGUAUCUUCCGCUGGUUGGAAGGCGAGCAUCCACGUCAAGUAGCGUUUAUGCAAGGAGGGAGUACAGAAGAAGCUUGGAAGGAUGAGUCGGGAGGCAAUAGAGAAGGAAGUUGGGAGGAUGGAAGGGGAAGGGGAGGCAACGUGAAGCGGCCAAAGGGUGGCAAGCUCGAUGUGCAGAUUCGGCUGAGCGCCGGUAAUGCUCUUCCCAGCUACGGUGCAACCAGUCGGCAGGACCAGCUUGACCUUCGACAGGGAUUUCGAAGCCAGGAGCUCGCAGGCCGCUUUGCCUCUACGAGCUUUCUUGCGGGCCUCCUUGAGAUCAGAGCCUCGACGCAUACGUCGUACCAAGCUGAACUUCCUCCAGUUGCCCAGCGGAUACGACCAAGCCCGACGACGGCUGCCAUUGGGAACAGACUCGAUGGUGGUGAUAGAACCAUGAACGGGUAUGGUCUGACUGACUGGAGGAGCUGUCUUGACUCUGCGGAGGCCGAGUCCUUUCCUCCUUCGCUUGGCUGCUGGUCGCUCGAUAUGUUCGUCUUCUCGCUGCGUCUCGAUGGUGAUGACACUGUCGCCUACGGUCAUGACUUGCACCAACACAUCAGUUGA
Messenger RNA from Aureobasidium musti, 1806 nucleotides. NCBI's taxonomy places the organism in Eukaryota, Fungi, Ascomycota, Dothideomycetes, Dothideales, Saccotheciaceae. The record is from the annotation of a GenBank genome assembly.